Messenger RNA from Rhizophagus irregularis DAOM 181602=DAOM 197198, 1620 nucleotides. Lineage: Eukaryota; Fungi; Glomeromycota; Glomeromycetes; Glomerales; Glomeraceae. The record is from RefSeq and is a predicted model, not a curated record.
UCAUUGGAGGAUAAAGAGACGGAUGAUUUAUUGGAUGAGGAGUAUAGGAGAAAGGUUAGCGAUGAGAUCAGGCAGAGGAAGCGGGAAAAAAAGCUUCAGAGCGAAUUGAUUGUCCAGGAGUCAUCACCAGCAAUUAACACCAGUUGUAUAACAGACCUCUCUACGACUAGCACUGGACUUGUAACUCCCCCAGAACAGGUAGUUGAAGAAUCGAUUCCAAAGGAAUCAUCUGCAGAGUCAGCGAUACCCUGUGAGUCUUUUGGAAACAAGCAGGACACUCCACCCCAAAAAAUUCCCUAUAAUCAGAAAGUAGAACAAGAUUUAAUACGCGAACUACUUGAAUUUAUUAAAUGCCAUAAUUCCACAUCCUUACCGAAUUCUAUAUCUAGCAAACAUAUUCCAGAUGUCCCAGUCAAUGCUGACCUAACUCCAGGUUCUGUACUUCAUUUAGCUCAUUUAUUUGACAAGGCUGAAAAGACCGGUCGGAAAGAAAAAUUACGAUGGUAUUACUAUAGUGAGGAAUAUGAAAAAAAGAUUGUAACCCUUAGAUCCGAAAAUGAUAUUAGCGAUCAAAUGGCAAGAACGCAGAUUUAUGAUGAAAUGGAGCUGUAUCUUCCCGGUAAAAAGAGAGAGUAUUUGCGUAAGAUGACACAAAAGGCUAAAAACAUCUAUACCUUGUUUAAAGGAAUAGGAAUAGAUAAAAUUGGAGUGGUUACAUCUAGUGCUGAUGCAAUCUCUGGACUAACUGAUGCACAAAUCCAGAAUAUAAUAAAUCUUUAUACUGAUGAACUAACCAAAUCUCAAAAAUUGAUCGGCGUGAACAAUUGCUCACGCACACGUGGUCUGCCAGCUGAAGUACCAGCAUUCUCUCAGCCAAAUGCUCCAUCGGAAAUGAUUUCAUCAGACAUGUCUCAAGCAAAUGUACCAUCUGCAUCCCAAUCUAAGCCCGAUCAUUCUUAUUUUCGCAACAAGAUAUUGGAUCAAUAUUCUAAUCUAUAUAGAGAAUGUAGUAGUGAAAAUUUUGAUUAUUAUGGGAUUACUGAUGAGACAUCAGGGGACUAUAUCUGCCCAUUAUGCAAAUUAGGUCAUGAUGAUGAAGAAAUAAAAGAUAAGAUUCGUUCCAAAUUAUACAAAAGAUAUAAAAAAGAAACUGGAAAUGAGCCAUGGCAACUAUCAGAAGUACAUGAAUCGGAAGUUAUAAAUUCAAAGCCAGAAAAAGGGCCCAUCACCUUCGAAGCCAGACCUGAUCCAGAAUUAAUUAUCAAAUCCGUCUUAGAGCAUUUCACAUACUUGAAAUUCCGAAAUAGUUUUAGGGGGAUUGAUAAUUAUAAUUUUGCAUCACUUCAGCCAUGGAGCUCACCAUGUCCUAUUUGCAAUGGAAAACAUGGGAAUUAUGGAUUACAUGGCUCAUGGUACUGCGAAAAUGGGAAUCAGCUCCCUUAUGACCCUGAAUUAGCGAAGUUCUAUUCUCAAGAUAAGUUGGAAUAUUGUCUUACCUGCAACACUUCAAGCAAUAAACUCAAGUAUUUUUUUCGUCAAUCAUCAUUUCGUGAUUUGGGGAUAAGAAUUGCAAGGGAUGAAAUGUCAGAAUGCAAGUUCGUUAUAACUGUUAUAAAAUAG